Saccharomyces cerevisiae S288C is the source of this 141-nucleotide messenger RNA. RefSeq lists its product as uncharacterized. NCBI's taxonomy places the organism in Eukaryota, Fungi, Ascomycota, Saccharomycetes, Saccharomycetales, Saccharomycetaceae. The record is from RefSeq and is marked reviewed. The transcript has a single exon. The coding region runs from base 1 to 141 and encodes 46 amino acids.
AUGUGUAAACUCAUGUGGUGCACUGGUGUUGUUUCCAAGACUGCACUAUUAACUGGGAAUUUUUUUUUUUCUUCUAGUGAAUUUUUUUUUAAAGCGACGCACAGGAAAAGUGAAAAUUAUUUAAACGGACGGCAAACAUGA